Malaya genurostris is the source of this 1564-nucleotide messenger RNA. RefSeq names its product ranBP-type and C3HC4-type zinc finger-containing protein 1-like. NCBI's taxonomy places the organism in Eukaryota, Metazoa, Arthropoda, Insecta, Diptera, Culicidae. Bases 105 to 1139 code for a protein of 344 amino acids. The transcript has 3 exons. The record is from RefSeq and is a predicted model, not a curated record. Gene Ontology annotation, biological process: proteasome-mediated ubiquitin-dependent protein catabolic process; protein linear polyubiquitination. Gene Ontology annotation, cellular component: LUBAC complex. Gene Ontology annotation, molecular function: ubiquitin-protein transferase activity; ubiquitin binding.
AUAAAAUAUCAUUCCUUCUAACUAGUUUUUGAAUUAUUACUUUAUUUCACUUGAAUAGUACAUCAUUUCAGAAGUACAUCCUUAAGCUGCAAUUUUGACAAACUAUGGAUCAAACCGACCAAAUAAUUGAAAAGAUGCCUGAUGAUGGUGGAGAAUAUCAACGACUUUUGCAGUUGUCAAAUCAAAAUAUAGUAUUAAAUACUGCGUCAACCGAGUGCAACCUUUGCGAUAAGAUGACCAUUUCGGCGGAAGGAAUUAUUCUGAUUAAUUGCUUACAUACGUUUUGUAAAGCAUGUUUGCGCAACUCUCUACUUCAGGUUGCAACGGUAAUUUGUCCAUAUCCUAGGGGACGCCACGAAUGCGAAGGAGUGCUGAUGGAUAGUGAAAUAGAGCGCUUGCUGAGUCCGCAUGAGUACAAUGAUUUCCACAAACGUGUAUUCGAGGCAAUUGAACAAAAUGAUACAGAUAAAUCGGCGAACCAGAUGGUUCCUCUUGAUCUAGAUCUACUCGUAGCUUUAACGGAUGCCUCAAUCGUUCCCAACUCAGAGAAAUUUGAUUGUCCAAUAUGUUUUGAAACAUUCGCUGAAUAUGAAGGGGUUACGCUACGGGAGUGCUUUCAUUCCUUCUGUAGAGAAUGUCUAUCGAACUCGAUAAAAUUUGCGGAGGAUGUCUCAGUACACUGUCCAUUCCGUGAUAAUGAGACCACGUGUGAACAGUUGAUUGAAGACCGUGAAAUAAAAUCUCUGUUAAACGAUGACGAUUACAGCACCUAUGUGGGUCGUUCGUUGGCGAAAGUUGAGACUAUGGCUGAAGAUGCAUUCCACUGUAGAACACCAAAUUGCAACGGGUGGUGUUUGGUCGAAGCCACAGUUGAAACGUUCCAAUGUCCUGUUUGUUAUGCCGAUAAUUGUGUGCGCUGUGAGGCUAUUCAUCCAGACAUGGACUGCGAAGAAUACAAGGACAGAAUGAGUGGAAACUACGAGAGUCGAAGAUCGGAGCGAGUUAUACAGAAUUUAGUGUCCAACGGCGAAGCAAUGCAUUGCCCCAGCUGUAAUAUUACAAUUACGAAGAAUGGAGGUUGUCACAAUAUGACGUGCAGUAUGUGCAGGAACGCAUUCCAAUGGACAGCACGAAACUAGAGGAACAUAGACCUGCAGUACGUCUUCUUCCCCAUAAGGUGCGUUUGAUCAUAUUGAAUUUCAGAAUUGCUACUCGAAUUCCCAUUUUAAAUAAUGCAAAUAUGGAACAUAAACUGUAUAUUUCAUACUAUGCAAGAUCCACAAGAUAACACAUGUUGAAUUGAAAAAAAAAUAAAACCUAAACUUACACAAUAAAUGCCGCAAUGAUUUAAUAUGUUAUUCUCUUUGACAUAUUUGCACCAACAUGAAAUAUGCAUGCAAUAGAAUCAAGAAAAUCGAAGACAUUUAAAACUGACACAACUAUAAAACAGUAAUUCUGUUAAAUUCGAAGUAAAGACAAACCCAGUAAGUAUGUUUAGUAGUGAUUUGAUUGUUUGUAAUCAUCUGUUUCCCGGAGAACAAAAAACAAAUGCACAUAAGCUACG